CUUCCUCUCCGGUCCUGCAACACCCACGAUGGCUGAGGAGAACUACAAGGAGUAUCUUGCGGCUCGCGUUCUCACCGACAACCGACCGGCCACUUACCGGCUGCUCAGUCGAGCGCUGAAGGUCAAUGUCAAUACCGCGAAACAGAUGCUCUACGAAUUCCAUUCCAAGCAGAACGCGAAGAAGCCAAAAUCCGUUCACGCGACGUACCUCCUCACCGGCAAGAAGCGAAGCUCCGAGCACUCCAACGGGAUCAAGGGCAAGGAUGGAGAGGACACUGUCAUGCGCAGCUCACCCUAUAUGAGCUCAAUGCCUGAGCCGGAGGCGCCCGCGGAAGAGCCGGUGUCGAAGACGUCCAUUGUGCUGGCGAGGGAAGAGGAGCUUGAGAAGACCAAAGCCGAGUUCGACGAGAUCACAUCCAUACACAUAUACAGCUUAGAGCCUGGUCCAAUCGAGAAUCUCAAUGUGCUCUCGGUGUGCAACCAGGAGGUAGCUACUGAGUACGCGAACGAGGAUCCUUUGGCGCGAUGGAGGGUCUAUGGAUGCAUACACAAUCCCUAUAUCAAGCGGAGAACCACUAAAUACAAUCCUGCUCCACAGAAGCCAGCAACUAAACCUGCCUCUAAGCCCAGCGCUACCACUGCUGCGAAGAAAGAGGAGACGGCAGCACCUGCACGCAGAGGAAGUGCUUCGGAGGCUAACAUUUCAGGACGAUCAACACCCCAGCCCGGUCCAACUACUGCUUCGCUGAAAAGGUCUGAUUCAAAAUCGAAUGUUAAGAAAAACAUGACGGCGGGAGAUAUCUUCAAGUCAUUCGCCAAGGCCAAGCCCAAGGCAAAGGAGGCUGAGAAAUCGAAGGAAUCCACGCCUGCCCCUGCUGAGGAUGAACAAAUGCAAGGCAUGUCCGAAGAUGAAGGCGAUGCGGACGAUGAGCCCCAGGUCCAGUUCGACAAAGAAAAGGCAGAAACAGCACGAAAAGCCCGCGAAGAGCGUGAGGAAAAGCUACGAAAGAUGAUGGAAGCUGACAUAGAGAUGUCCGAUGCCCCGCCAGAAGCAGAGAAUGAUUCACAAGACGCACCGUUAGACAAGGAAGCGACGAGCAAAUCGGCCGAGAGCGAAGCCACCGUCAUCGUCCAAGGCGGACGAAGACGAGGCCGCCGGCGCGUAAUGAAGAAGAAGACAGUGAAAGAUGAGGACGGGUAUCUCGUCACAAAGGAGGAGCCAGUCUGGGAGUCGUUCUCAGAAGACGAGCCACAGCCUAAGAAGCCAAAACCCGCCCCCAAGCCUGCGAGCACAGCGAAGGGCAAGAAGGGCGGCAAGCAAGGUCAAGGCAGCAUUGCGAGCUUCUUCACUAAAGGCUGAUGGCCUGCAUGCACAACGGCCUGAGUUGCUCAAAGGAGCGGUCACGGCUUGUUUUCAAUCAUGGUGGAUCAUUCGCUCUCCUCUUGGUCCCACUUGCUCUUGAGCAUAUUGAUCCUCUCGAUCCUCCAUAUGUUGCCGAACCCUGUACCUCCACGAUUUGCAUCGAUCAUCCACGCGAGUAGAUCGUAUUGGACCCUUUCCAACCCAGUGUUAGGUCAAGCCGGCGGUCAUCUCGGACGGGAGUAUGUCGGAGGAAAUCCGUAUUGUACAUCAAGCACAUCAUCCACAGAUCAUGCCUACACAUGCCGCGAGAAUAUGCAAGUUAGCGCACACUAAGCCCCGGCUCCAACCAACACAGGACCCAGUGAGCAAAUUCAACCACUCACAGAAAUACACAUAUACUCAAUA
Molecule: messenger RNA, 1768 nt
Organism: Trematosphaeria pertusa
Lineage: Eukaryota; Fungi; Ascomycota; Dothideomycetes; Pleosporales; Trematosphaeriaceae
Exons: 8
Coding region: 29-1360 (443 amino acids)
Biological process (GO): DNA strand elongation involved in DNA replication; nucleotide-excision repair, DNA gap filling; DNA replication
Cellular component (GO): delta DNA polymerase complex; nucleus
Molecular function (GO): DNA-directed DNA polymerase activity
Source: RefSeq, a predicted model, not a curated record